Ceratosolen solmsi marchali is the source of this 777-nucleotide messenger RNA. RefSeq lists its product as uncharacterized. Lineage: Eukaryota; Metazoa; Arthropoda; Insecta; Hymenoptera; Agaonidae. The record is from RefSeq and is a predicted model, not a curated record. The transcript has 4 exons. The coding region runs from base 1 to 777 and encodes 258 amino acids.
AUGGCGACGAUGUCGACGGUAUCCUGGCAUAAUAGUCAUGAUCAUAGUAAUGCACCAGCUGCUGCUGCUACCGCUGCUGUUAGAUCAGCCGGCAUUCAACAGCCGGAAAAGUCACCGAUUAUGCCUUCGAGCAGCGGAUCUACGUGUCCGCCGAGUAAUUUUCCCGAUAAGUUUCAGGAUUUUUUCGCUGUUCUCAAUGAGGACGUUGAUGAUUUACCUAGCAUGCUUGAGGACAAGUUGAUACCCAGAAAGGGUGUUUAUUCUGGACUGGAAAGUUUUGGUAAUAAUAAUAAUAAUAUCAGUGCCAGUAACAACAAGCAACGUUGGGUGAAGCGAGCAUUUCAGCGGCGUAGUAGCGAAGUGGAAGUACGAUUGCAUGCGAUGGCUUACUCGGAGAAUCCGAAUUUCAGUGGUGCAGGUGGACUAGAAGGACCAAAAUUACCGGCACCCUCGAGAAGACGCAGCUCAAGUAUUGCUGUUGCCCGACCAACUCCCGACCUUCACAGGUUUUUACAAGCGGAGGCUGGCCCUUGGGGUCAUUUGUCGCCAUCGCCUCGGAGUCCGACGCGCACCCCAGCUUUUAGUCCAGGCGCCACAUCAACGACAUCCCAACAUCUCAGUCCCGGUACUAGUUCUGGGGGACCAAGUCCUACUAGUCCAGCUGCCCCUAGUGCCGCCAGUGCGUCGACCUCGAGGUUGCCGCUUCAGCCAAGGCAGCGUGGCAGGACCAGCAGUAUGCCAGCGGUACCUAGGCAUAAGAUCCCUUGGAAGAUGUAG